CAUCUCACAUUCGUUUGUCAUUUGUUUUCUUCUGACCGUCCCCUGUGUGGGUUGCAUUCAUUUAUUGCAAUUGGAAUAUUUGCACAGUGAAUGUGUUAUCAAUGAGCGAAUUGUCAGCAUCGCGAUAAGAUGGAUCUAUCCGGCUACAAUGGCAAGACACAUCAGGAGCGACGAUUUCCACGCGCGAUGCUGAAGUUUAAGUUCUGGUUCAAUACGACGCGAGCGUCGCGCGACCCGGAGGCCUGCGACGACGACAACACCACCAAGAGUCGCACGGCGAAGAUCCUGCGCAGUUUUAAGCGCACCUUCCGGCGCUCCGGUGGGCGAUAUCGCGACAGCAAACUCUACCAGGCAUCCGUACAGACGAAUCAAGAACCUAUGCCGAUGGCUCAACAGCCAGAACCUGCCCCAGUUCCACCACCAAGAAAUCUUCAGCCUGCUGAGGAAGCUGUCAGACCUCCACAGGUGGGUAAAUUAGUCCUGGAACGCUUCAACCUAUCAAAACACGGCUGGUAUUGGGGUCCGCUCAGCAAACGCGAAGCUCAAGAGCACCUCUGCAGUGAACCGGACGGCGCAUUCCUCGUCCGCGAUUCCAGCUCACAGAACCACAUCUACACCUUAAGUCUACGCUCCUACGGCUACACGAUGCACACAUACAUCGAGUAUGAGAACGGCUCGUUUAAACUCGGCCCGCUGGAGCGCCCCAGCGUUCCGGAGCUGAUAAACUACGCUCAAACCCUCUCGGCUGACUCCAUCCUCAGCUACAGCGUUCACGAUCCGCCCACGCCCAUUCGCCUGUUGAAGCCCGUCUCGCGUAACAUGGAGGUGCGCAGCCUGAUGCACCUGUGUCGCUUCGUCGUGCGACAGCAUUGCAAUGUGAACGCCAUUGAAGAGCUGCCACUGCCCGCCACACUCAAACACUAUCUCCGCCAGGGGCAGUACUGACAUCCGCACAAACGAGAGUAUUUUUGAUACGAUAACAUUUCAUCAGCGAUAUUUAUUAGUUUUUAAUGCGUGGAUGUCCACACACACCGAGCUCAAAGUGUUUCGUUUCAUUUUGAAUCUGGUGAAGCAUUGUUUUAUUACCUUUUUAUUACUGUUAAAAAAUGUCAUAUUUUAACCGCUACGUUAGAAGCAAAGUUUAUUCUAUAAUCUGGUUAUUGAUAAUGAAUGUGAUAAUUGAAUGAUAAUAAGGAAGGGCAUGUUUUCUUUUCGAAAUAUAGUGAACUAGGCUUAAA
Dalotia coriaria is the source of this 1238-nucleotide messenger RNA. RefSeq names its product suppressor of cytokine signaling 6-like. The coding region runs from base 130 to 945 and encodes 271 amino acids. Gene Ontology annotation, molecular function: 1-phosphatidylinositol-3-kinase regulator activity. Gene Ontology annotation, cellular component: phosphatidylinositol 3-kinase complex. Gene Ontology annotation, biological process: phosphatidylinositol phosphate biosynthetic process; intracellular signal transduction. NCBI's taxonomy places the organism in Eukaryota, Metazoa, Arthropoda, Insecta, Coleoptera, Staphylinidae. The transcript has 2 exons. The record is from RefSeq and is a predicted model, not a curated record.